Molecule: messenger RNA, 2701 nt
Organism: Saccostrea echinata
Lineage: Eukaryota; Metazoa; Mollusca; Bivalvia; Ostreida; Ostreidae
Product: toll-like receptor 4
Exons: 1
Coding region: 1-2634 (877 amino acids)
Biological process (GO): immune response; inflammatory response; toll-like receptor signaling pathway
Cellular component (GO): membrane
Molecular function (GO): transmembrane signaling receptor activity; protein binding
Source: RefSeq, a predicted model, not a curated record
AUGUUUUCAAGAAGAGUCGUUUAUAUUGAGUUAUUUACUAGUAUUCUGCUUUCGAGUUCCAUUUCUAAGGAGAUUAAUAGCAAAGGAAAAGUUAAAUGUUCAUCUGAAGGGAGAUGUAAAUGCAGACCGGAAGGUAAAUUUUAUAAAGCUUUCUGUUCCGAACUUGCCUUGCAAGAAAUCCCUCAGUUUUCAGAAAAUGUUAACUGGAUCGACUUGAGCAAAAAUAAAAUAUAUUUGAUCGAAAGAAUUCCGCAAAAUAUUGUUGUUCUGAACUUGACAGCAAACUGCAUAGAAAGUCUUCAGGGUCAUCCAUUUGAUGGUUUAACUAAACUAAAGAUUCUUAAAUUAGACUAUAAUAAUGGUAUCAAUUAUACAGAACAUAACUUUUAUCAAGGGAUUUUUGAAUCUUUGAAGUCAUUAGAGGAAUUGGAUAUUAAGAAUUCUCCAGCUUCAAUUGAAAAAUGGGAAUUUCCAAGUGUGGCUAUUUCAGAGCUAGCUUCUCUGAAAGUUUUAAAAAUCAAUGGACUUCCUGACAUGACAUUUCCAACAUUUUUUCGGACAUUAAAGAAAUUACAAUAUCUAGAUAUCUCAGGACGGACUGGCAGCUUUUGUUCGCUGAGGCAUGUUUCUAAUACCUUUUUUGAAAAUCUACCAGGUUUGAGGCAUAUUGAUAUAAGCUAUUGUCAUAUCCGUUACAUUGAAAAAGGAGUGUUUAAUAAACAUUCCAAUUUGUCCUUUCUUGAUAUAUCAAAUAACCGUGAGAUGGGAUUUACUGUUUUACAGAAUGUCACCGAUUCAUUCAACAUGACAAACAUCACGACUUUCAAAUUUGAUUCCAUUACCUGCACGACUGGAGUAGGAACAAUGCUAUCACAUUGUCAUCUGCAGAAUCUUUACAAUACAUCUAUCACAGAAUUUUCGAGCUCAUUUAACCGACUUGAACAAUUUCAACAAGGUGUUUUGAGAAGCCUUCCAAAGUCAAUUAAAACGUUAACUUUGAAGUUGAAUAGAUUGACACCAGGAAAGUAUUUAUAUGAAUUUAGCCAGCUAUCUGGUCUGGAGGUACUGGAUAUAUCUCAACAAUUCGGAGGAUUAACAUAUCCUACUGCUUGGGCAGAUCCGUGUAAAGAAAACGUGGAUUUUUCACUAGAAAAUGGGUGUACCGGUACUAUACUCUAUUCACAAAAAUUUGAAACCCUUCUUUAUAAUAUGGAUAGAUUAAAUUAUAUGAAGCAUGAUAGCCUGAUAGAAUCCAAACCAUAUAUAACAUUUUUUUUGCCUCCUAAAAUGAAUGAAGUUUUAAUGCACUCAAGUCAUCUUUAUGGAAAGGUGCGGAUGUUUGGAAUUCAUGCAGAAAAUUUAAAGAAAAUUCAUUUAUAUGACAAUGGCUUAUUAGAUUGGGAAGGAUCUGUGUUAGGAACAGAAAAUAUAACAUAUUUAGACAUUUCCAGUAACUAUUGUCAUAGAGUAACAAGUUAUUUUUUCAGUCAUUUGCAUUCCCUCAUUACUUUAAAUUUAUCAAACAAUAUCUUGGGACUGUCAUUUGCUGAUGACAAUGAGGGAAAUAUUUUCCAAAGCCAAGGAAAACUUGAAAUUCUGAAUAUUUCAAACAAUCAUAUUGAAUACCUUCCAUUUAAGUUCUUUAAACAUACAGUUCAAAUGAGAUCAUUAAUAAUUCAAAAUAAUAAACUCUCAGAUUUUCAUUUGCAAUUAAAUCAAAUGAGGAAUCUGAAAUUCUUAGGUUUGGCAAACAACAGGAUAAGCUCCUUAUCCCAUGCAUCUAUGGAAUCCUUUGAAAGAUUACUGGAUGAAAGACAAAAUUCAGUUACAAUUGAUAUUUCUGGAAAUGUUUUUACAUGCGUGUGCCAGUCCUUAAAAUUUUUAAAGUGGAUUGCUUUACACAAACAUACGUUCAAGAAUCUUGCAAAUUAUAAAUGUGUCGAAAGUGAUGUACCUUUUCAAUUUUCAAAAAUAGAUGAUUCAAUCGAAAAACUGACAAAAUACUGUUUAUCUUACCUUUCUAUAUAUUUGCCCACUACGAUUGCUUUAACACUAAUAAUUUGCAUUUUGGUUGGGGUUGGUGUAUACAAAAACAAGUGGACUUUGCGGUAUAUUAUAUAUAAAACGAAAAAGAAAUUUCGAAAUGGGGGAAAUCUCAUUGACAACAUUCAAUCAACUUUUCACUAUCAAUAUGAUGCAUAUAUUUCAUACUGUGGAAGUGAUAGAACUUUUGUCCUGUCUGAAAUGUAUCCAAGACUAGAGAAUUGUUGUGGAUUAAAGCUGCUGAUUCGUGACAAAGUUUUUCUACCUGGUGAGUCCAAAUCCACCUGCAUUAUGGAAGGUUUACAAGAAAGCUGUAAAGCCGUGUGUGUCGUUUCCAAGCGGUAUCUAUCUUCCAAGUGGCGGGAUUUUGAACUUAACAUGGCAAAAGUUGAAGGCAUCAAAGACAGAGGAAGUAUUCGAUUUGUUAUUCUCAUUUUAAUGCCCGAUGUCUACAAUGGAAUUUUUCCAAGCAAAGUAGUCGAUUUACUUAAACAGGAUUGCUUCCUGGAAUACCCAGAAAAUGAACGGGAUUAUGGAGAAUUCUGGGAAAAUUUAAUACGAAGAAUAUCUCAAAACAUUUACGACUCCUAAUGAUUAUUGACUGGAAUAAAAAUAACAGUCUUUACGAUGUUUCUCUUUUGUUUAUAUAUAAAGAAUG